Molecule: messenger RNA, 3352 nt
Organism: Cephus cinctus (wheat stem sawfly)
Lineage: Eukaryota; Metazoa; Arthropoda; Insecta; Hymenoptera; Cephidae
Product: protein GPR107
Exons: 9
Coding region: 119-1882 (587 amino acids)
Biological process (GO): transport
Cellular component (GO): Golgi apparatus; membrane
Source: RefSeq, a predicted model, not a curated record
UUUCGGCGCUCAGUUUCUGCUCGCGUAUCGACGAGCAAAGGCGAGGCUUUUGGUGGUGGGAUUUUUUUCUCACGUAAUGUGACAUUUGUCCGCUACGCGUAUAAAGCUACAGCGAACAAUGCAGUGGAAAUACUCUUUCGUGCAAUGUGUCUGGGCCUUACUCGCCCUGGGCUUCGUCACCGGCAGGAUUCAUAAACUGGAAAUACGGAAUGAUGGCAGGCAAUAUAUCGCUCUCAGCACUUUCGGAUUCUACAAGGGUGGCAUUCUUAACGUCAGCCUUAUGAAUUUCCAUACGGAGCCUUUUGAUGAGAAUGCUGUGUUUGGCUUCACUCUUGGCCGAACUCUUAGUGAUGCAAUGAAUCCUUACUUAGACAGUCACCAAGAGCGGUGUCUGCUGCAAGGUGCUGGAAAUUCAAGGAAUGAACAAGAGCAGAGAGACGACAGUGCAAUUGUUUAUUUCACAAUGGACUUGAAAAACUUAACAUUAAGAGUAAACUGUAGUCGCAAUUUGCGCUCUAUACACAUCUACAAGAAUUCUAGCAUCAUACCUGAUUUUAGACCCAAGAGGAAUUCUUUACCGGCUACAUUAAGCGACAACGCCCUAAUCCCACGCAGGAAGAGGAAUGCUGCUCUCCAAAAGGUCAGAAGGUCAAUCGAGCCUGUGGAGCAUGUGGAGCAAAUUUCACAUAUGGAUAAAACUGUGUGCUCACAUCUCAAACUUCCCAUGACUGUGGAAACAAUAAAAAACAAGAAAUAUUACAACGUCAGUUUCGUGAUGCACGUGGAGAACGAGGAAGAAGAGGGUCUCUAUAAUCUCUACUUCCAUAGCUGUCCCAAUUACAAGGAUUACUCCCAGGUCGCCAUGGAUUUCACGGUGCACAUCGUAGAAAACAACAACGGAAACUACCUCAGCGCCGGGGAAAUGCCACUUCCGACUCUCUAUUUUAUGAUGGCUUUUAUUUUUUUUCUUUCUGGAUGCUUUUGGGUCUUCAUUCUGAAGAAUAGCAAGCAUCCGGUAUUCAAGAUCCACACCUUGAUGGUCGUACUGGUUUAUCUGAAGUCGCUCUCGCUUCUAUUUCAUGGAAUCAACUAUCACUUUAUUCAAGUGAAGGGUGAGCAGGUAGAAGCCUGGGCUGUACUCUACUACAUCACCCACCUGUUGAAAGGAGCUGUACUCUUCAUCACAAUCGUUCUCGUCGGCACGGGAUGGACGUUUAUCAAGCAUAUACUCAACGAUAAGGAUAAGAAACUCUUCAUGAUCGUGAUACCAUUACAGGUAUUGGCAAACGUAGCUGAAAUAAUAAUUGAGGAAAGCGAAGAGGGUGACAUUGAGCACAAGACGUGGCGCGACGUCUUUAUCCUUGUGGAUCUGCUCUGCUGUGGCGCCAUACUCUUUCCCGUUGUGUGGAGCAUCAGACAUCUUCAGGAGGCUGGUCACACCGAUGGCAAAGCUGCUGUUAACUUGAGGAAGCUCAAACUCUUCAGGCACUUUUAUAUAAUGAUUUUCUGCUACAUUUAUUUCACGCGGAUCAUCGUUUAUCUUCUGAAGAUCACUGUACCAUUCCAAUACGAGUGGCUGGAUGAAAUGUUCCGCGAGAUGGCGACAUAUGUAUUCUUCGUGUUGACUGGUUACAAAUUCCGACCGGCAUCCGCGAAUCCCUACUUUACUCUAACAACCGAGGAACUCAGCCAGGAUGAUGAUGACGAGAUGGACGUUGUUCUCUUUUCUAGCGCUUCCGGCGUCAAUGGAGCCACCGAAGGGCUGACCAAGGUAAGCAAAGCUACCAAAGUUAUAAGGCCGAUGACUUCUGAGGUCCCCGCUACCCAAGAGGAGAGAGAUAAUCUUCUGACCAAGACCGAAUCCUCUCACGAGUACGACUGAGGGACUACGAUGAUCCACUACUAGAAAAGUAGGAUGCGUUAUGUGAUAGUGCGCGAGUGUGCUGUGCUCUCAAUUGGACAGUUUGAAAUUCCAGCAAUUUCGAAUUUCAAGAAUGUGCGUGAGAGAAUGUUAUGAGCGUGCGCAAAAGAAGGUCCAAGCGACUCGGUAUGACUGAUAUUCAGAUAUUAUGAGAGAAUCUAAGUGGAACCCAAUGAAAAUCAAUGAGAGGUCACGUUUAAUGUAAUUCCGAGACUGUAUAACAGAUCGUCAUUCACUUUUCUAACUUUUAUUAUGUUAAGAUCCGAAGUCCGUAAUUACAGAAGAUCAUAGGUUAGCUAUUGAAAAGAAAUGUAACACCCCCGGAAAUAAAAGGGACCUUUUGAAAUGAUCUCAAACUUCUAAUUCGAAUCAAUUACGUAAUCAAUCGCUUAUCCAAAUCGAGUGACGUAGACGAGGUUAUAUCUUUGAACGUUUAUUGUGGAUGAUUGAUCUUAUUUAAUCUCCCCCACGUGUUUCUACGAAUAUACUAAAUAAUAUAUCUUUGCUUGUAUCUUAUUCGUGUCACUUCGACCGCUGAUUUUUCCACGUUCCCUUAGGAUCUCAUCGAAAAUUGCGCAAAAUGCGCAGUCAGUCAAUGCUCAGUUUUUUUUUGUUUUCUAUAAGUAGCGAAAGAAAAAUUGCGAAUUCCUCGAUUACAAUGUGUGAUAGAAGCCGAAAAAACUUCAGAAAGAAAAAAAGUAUAAUCUUUUGUAGUUUCUCGCGUGUGAGAGGUAGAAUGAGAGUAAGAGAUAUAAUUGAAAUAUAAAUAUUGUAUAUCAAAAUAAUCUGACCGAAUUUAAUUUUAGAUAUCGUUGAUUGAUUCGAAACCUUUAGGAUUCUUUCGGAAGUCCGAACGGAUCUUCCGGAGCCAUUGAAAAUUAAGUGAAAACUAUCAAGAAAUAUAAAAAAAAAAAAAGUAUCACGCAUACUCACCAGCCUAUAGACAUUUAGGAAAAUACAUUUCCAUUAUUUUCUCUCUCCCCGUGACCAAAUGCUUCUCAAUGUUCCAUUUUAAUUUCUGGCAACGAAUACGAAAAGACACCCUUAACGUGGCGAUUAUGUGAUAAAUGGUACUUUAAUAUUUAUUCAUCAAGCGUUAAUCUUAAUGCAUGGAAAGAUAACGAAUAAACAGACGUUACUUUCCUUCUAUUGUUCUAUCGAUACUCUGGCUACGAGAUAACGUUGCAAUGGACUACGAAUAAUAGAAGCAAGUAUCAAAAGGCAAUCACGAUAAGGAAGAACAAGAGAGGGAAAAGAAACUAUUACAUACUCUAGAGAUAUUACAUACUAAGCUAUUACCGUUAAUUAUAGCACUAUUAUUACCAUUAUAAUUAAUAUCACUAUGUCACUACUAUACUAUCUAUUCGUGUGUAUUCUCGGCUAAUACCACGGAAAGUGGGGUUGACAAAUAAAGUGGAUAUUUUUAUGAUA